Polyodon spathula (Mississippi paddlefish) is the source of this 3213-nucleotide messenger RNA. RefSeq names its product lymphoid enhancer-binding factor 1-like. Gene Ontology annotation, molecular function: RNA polymerase II cis-regulatory region sequence-specific DNA binding; DNA-binding transcription factor activity, RNA polymerase II-specific. Gene Ontology annotation, biological process: canonical Wnt signaling pathway; regulation of transcription by RNA polymerase II. The coding region runs from base 3 to 989 and encodes 328 amino acids. NCBI's taxonomy places the organism in Eukaryota, Metazoa, Chordata, Actinopteri, Acipenseriformes, Polyodontidae. The record is from RefSeq and is a predicted model, not a curated record. Gene Ontology annotation, cellular component: beta-catenin-TCF complex. The transcript is spliced from 11 exons.
GCAUGCAGGCAGCUAGACGAGUGCUGCAGGAUUCUUACCAUGAGAAACACAGAGAACACUGUGAUGAUGGAAAGCAUCAUGACAGCUUAUACAACAAAGGUCAUCCUUACCCAGGCUAUCCCGGAUACAUCAUGAUGUCAAACAUGAACAAUGACUGUUACAUGCCCAAUGACUCUUUGUCUCCUCCGAUGGCCAGAACGUCAAACAAGGUACCAGUGGUCCAGCCAUCGCAUGCAGUUCACCCACUUACUCCUCUGAUCACCUACAGCGAUGAGCACUUUGCACCCGGGCCUCACUCGGGACACCACCCCCAAGAAGUCGACUCCAAACAAGGCAUACAUAGACAUCAUCAUCAUCCUGUUCCUGACAUGGCCAAUUUUUAUUCACUGUCGCCUGGAGGAGUUGAACAGAUUACCCCGCCUCUUGGGUGGCAAGGUCAGCCUAUGUAUCCAAUCUCAAGUGGUUUCAGACAACAGUACCCCUCCACUCUCCCAGGUGACACCCCCAUGUCCAGGUUUUCACAUCACAUGGUGCCAGGUCCCCCUGGACCCCAUGCAACUGGCAUCCCUCACCCUGCCAUUGUGAACGCUCAAGUCAAGCACGAACACCCGCACGACCAUGACCUAAUGCACAUGAAACCUCAACAUGAACAGAGAAAAGAGCAAGAGCCCAAAAGACCUCACAUCAAGAAGCCUCUAAAUGCUUUUAUGUUGUACAUGAAAGAAAUGAGAGCAAACGUAGUAGCGGAGUGUACGCUGAAGGAAAGUGCAGCCAUCAAUCAGAUCCUGGGGAGGAGGUGGCAUGCACUGUCUCGGGAAGAACAAGCUAAAUAUUAUGAAUUGGCCCGCAAGGAAAGGCAGCUUCACAUGCAGCUUUACCCAGGCUGGUCUGCAAGAGACAAUUAUGGAAAGAAGAAGAAGAGGAAGAGAGAGAAGAUCCAGGAAACCACUUCAGGUACAGGCCAGAGAAUGAAAACUGCGUACAUCUGAGCAAUGUCUGGAUGAAAGUCAUCCAGGUGAGAGAGAGGAAGCAGCGUCUGUUUUUAUUGUGGGAUUUGCGUCUGCUGGAAGUAUGUGUUUGGAGAGACUGCGCCUCCUUUGUGGAUGCAGCCCAAGCUUCUUUCCCCCCUCCCCUCCCACCACGCUGCAGAAUGCGACUCGCAGCACUUUCUUUGAAGCCUAACCGCAGCAGAAGGAGCAGUCAUUGUGCUCUUUGAUUGUGCCGCCUUGGCCUGUGGAUUGGGCCUUGCUGGAGCUUGCCUGGUUUGGCUAGACUUCAGCUACGGCCCCCAGCAACGUCUCAGAUGUGGGCAAUUCCCAGUCUAUUCUGCACAUGCCUGUGGUUUCUUGGAGGGAUCCUGAUGUGACCCUUUUUUUAUAUGUCUCUGAUUUGUGAGACGGGGAAGCUGGCUUGUCCCAACUGAGACUCAAAAGGAUUCCAUUUGCUGAACAUUAAGCCAAAUGUAUUUUUUGUUAAUUUCAAAGGAAACACUUACAUAUUACAUGCUUAGUUGGUCUGUUUUAAGUUCUUUCACCUUGUCUGUCAGUUUUUUUUUCAGCUUGAAUCUUUUUGUCUCUUGCCUAACUUAUGUACACAUACAUAUAUACACAGUAUUUUUCUAUAUGAAACAUACCUUUCUUAUUUUGCUUUUUUCUGUUGCUGUGUUAAACUUCAGUUGGGAUUUUGUAAAUUCGCCCGCGAUGGUUUAUUCUUCUAGAUGACUCUCGCUUGUAUACAAUGAGCUGCAAACAGCUGCCUGUGGGUUAAUAAUGCUCUUGGCCUCUGGUACCCAAAGAUUAAAUGUGACAAACAUCCAGUGCAGAUAUUUACUUCUCUUCUGUAAUGCCUCCUAUAAAAUGAAGUGUUUCAAAGGCAGUUAGUAAUGAGUGUUUUACAGAUUACAUCACCAUAAUUGGUUGCAUGUAGAUUCCAAGUCUGUACAGAAACCAUUCUCUGAUUUCUAAAAGAUAUAUAGGAAUAACCAUUUUGAUGGAUAGAGUUUUUCACAAUAAACUAGAAUAUUGACCUCUUUAAGAGGUGGCUUCUGUUUUUAACAGUUGCAGGGUCAAAACUCCAUCUAUCAUUGUAGGUUAAUCCAUGGGAUGUCAGUACCAUGUUUGUUCUAAAAGUCUUUUGUUUAAAUUAGAUAUCAAUUUUCCUGUAAGCUGGUAUUUUAUACAAAUAAAAUAUCUAUGUGGGCACUUCUUUGAUGUGCUAAUCAUGCUAAUGGAGUUUUUUCCAGAUUUAGAGUAGACAUGACAACAGUUUUCAUUCAGUGGGAUAAAACUAAAAGUCCUGGAACUGAAGAUGGAGAAGGGAGUACCGCAGCUCUUGCUUGAUUCAUCUUAAGGGUAAAGGAGGCAAUUGAGAAACGUGAGGCCGCUCUAGUUAUCUUAACUUCCCUACUUCAAAGGUAGCCUACUGCCCGACCAGGAGAAAACAGAUCUUAAACAGAAGAGUGUUUCAUUUCCUCUGCGUCAGCCAGCAUUCCUGAGUGCUAAUGGGGAGUAGCUCUGAAUCCCGGAGUUUGUGUCGAAGCGGCUGUGAAACUCUGGCCUGGCGCCCCAAGGCCUUUCUACAACAGGAAGUUGAGUGUUUUCAUCUGAGGCAGAGAGGAAAACCUUCCCAGGAAGAGCGAGUCAGACUAGAGCUUUGAAAUCCUGGGAUGAAAAGGGACGGGGUAAAUAAAAGCGGCAGGGUGCUCUCUUCAGCGAAUCCUGCCUGUUUUCUAAGAUCAGGGUUGGGAAAGGUACCUCUCCUACCUCUCUUGAUCCACAUGUGGUUAAGUAGUCUGGACAUAAGGAAAUACUGAGGCUUUCAAUCUCAUCUCAAAGGGUGGGAUGGAGUUGUAAAUCUCACAAAUAGUGUGUGUGUGUGUUUAAUUUGGACAUAUACUCCUGUGAAAAGAAAAUAUGUUUGUAUUGCUAAUUAGUAGUUUGCUUUGAAAAAUGAUUUCCGUUUUGUAUUUUAUCAGGUAUGAACACCUAAAAGAAGUCACACUAAAUAUACAUGUUUCUUUUAUUUUCAAGAUUUUUGUUUUGGCUUGCAACGUUACUAGAUAAUCCAACACUUUGCUAUUCAAUACAAAGAUUUGUCUGUGAUCUCAAUUGUGAUAGGUCAUUGGCCUGGCCAUCUAGAGCAGGGCUUCUCAAACUCAGCCCUGGGGACCCCUCGUGUCAUCUGGUUUUCAUUCCAACUGAGCUCUCAAUUACU